This is a messenger RNA of Abrus precatorius (Indian licorice), 1327 nucleotides long. Its product is annotated as cytoplasmic tRNA 2-thiolation protein 1-like. The record is from RefSeq and is a predicted model, not a curated record. Gene Ontology annotation, biological process: tRNA wobble position uridine thiolation. Gene Ontology annotation, cellular component: mitochondrion; cytosolic tRNA wobble base thiouridylase complex. Lineage: Eukaryota; Viridiplantae; Streptophyta; Magnoliopsida; Fabales; Fabaceae. Gene Ontology annotation, molecular function: tRNA binding. Bases 26 to 1141 code for a protein of 371 amino acids. The transcript is spliced from 4 exons.
UGAGUGGGGAAAAACCCUAACGAAGAUGGAAGGCGAAGAAAGGGAGAAGAAAAGAGGAGUGCGAUUGUGCUGCCUAUGCAACCAACGAAGAGCUUCCCUCAAGAGACCCAAAACACUACAACACAUUUGCAGGGACUGCUUCUACGACGUCUUCGAGGACGAGAUUCACCAAGUCAUCGUUCAGAAUAAGCUGUUUAGUCCUGGAGAGCGCGUCGCAAUCGGUGCUUCCGGCGGCAAGGAUUCCACGGUGCUGGCUUACGUGUUGUCCAAACUGAACCGCGUACACAAUUACGGUCUGCAUCUGUUUCUGUUAUCAGUGGACGAGGGCAUCACCGGGUACCGCGACGACUCUCUGGAAACUGUUCAUCGGAACCAAAUUCAGUACGGACUGCCUCUGAAAGUGGUGUCUUACAAGGAUUUGUAUGGAUGGACGAUGGACGAGAUCGUGAAAUUGAUUGGUUUGAAGAACAACUGCACCUUCUGCGGCGUGUUCCGUCGGCAGGCCCUGGAUCGAGGUGCUGCGUUGCUCAAAGUAGAUAAAGUGGUUACCGGUCACAAUGCAGACGAUAUUGCAGAGACUGUUCUCCUGAAUCUGUUGAGAGGAGACGUUGCUAGAUUGAGUAGAUGCACCUCUAUCACCACUGGUGAGGAUGGCCCCAUUCCCAGGUGUAAGCCUUUCAAGUAUACCUACGAGAAGGAGAUCGUUAUGUAUGCUUAUUUCAAGAGGCUCGACUACUUUUCCACCGAAUGCAUUUAUUCUCCGAAUGCAUACCGAGGUUUUGCUCGCGAGUUCAUCAAGGAUUUGGAGAGAAUCAGGUCGCUAUCCAAUUCAAAUUAUUUGAUUUUGGUUCUUCACACACAAUCACAUGUAGUUGUAUUGAUAUGCAGGCCUAGGGCGAUUCUUGACAUAAUAAAAUCAGGGGAGAAUUUCAGGAUAUCAACGACAACUAAAAUGCCGGAGCAGGGAACGUGUGAACGGUGCGGUUAUAUUUCUAGCCAGAAAUGGUGUAAAGCUUGUGUUCUUCUUGACGGGUUGAAUAGAGGUUUGCCCAAACUGGGAAUUGGACGGAGUCGUGGCAGUGUUGCUUUUAACAACGCAAAUGACAGUGAUGGAGCAAAGGCCAUCCACACCAAACAAUAAGCAACUUUAGCCUUCUGAUGCAAGAUGGUUUCUGUCUCUGUACUGUACCAUUCAUUAAUCAAACGUAGCUGCAGUUGUUCAGUGACCCAAGUUUAAGAUAUACUUAACCCGGGAACUCACGAAUCCUCACUAUAAAUGAGGCUUUAUGUUCAUCAAAUUACAUGAUAGUUAAAAGAAAAUAUCUGG